Penaeus indicus is the source of this 627-nucleotide messenger RNA. RefSeq lists its product as uncharacterized. Bases 1 to 627 code for a protein of 208 amino acids. The transcript has 3 exons. Lineage: Eukaryota; Metazoa; Arthropoda; Malacostraca; Decapoda; Penaeidae. The record is from RefSeq and is a predicted model, not a curated record.
AUGGUACCUGAGACCGAUGUUCUUCCCAUUUUGCAUGGAUUCCUUGAUAGUUCCACUGGAUUAGGAACCAGAAGCGAUGGAGACCUUUUCAACCUCAGGCACCUGAAAGCAAAAAGCAAGACAAAGGAACAACUGAUUCAAGAGCUGCUCUUUGCAGAUGGUUCGGCGUUUGUAACUCACAGUCUUCAGGCAAUGCAAGAUCUACUGACAGCCUUUGCAGAAACAUCAAAGAGAUUCGGACUAACAAUCAAUAUCAAGAAAACUGAAGUCCUAAUCCAAGACACCCGAAACACAAAACUGAAUCCUCGAGCAGUGCUUCUGAAUGGUACCCCACUGGCAGAGGUAGACAAGUUCACUUACCUGGGUAGUACCAUCUCCAACAACGGGAGUAUAGAUGCGGAAAUAUCAAAAAGAAUCCUAUCCGCAGCAUCAGCUUUUGGAAAAUUGAGAGGCCGUCUGUGGGACCAGAGAGGAAUCCAUCUGAAAACCAAGAUGAAAGUCUAUAGAGCCAUCGUAAUAUCAACACUUCUGUAUAGCUCUGAAACUUGGACCUUAUACAGACGCCACAUUAAGAGACUUGAUAAAGUACAGCAGAGACAUCUCUGCCAACUAAUGAAUAUCUCGUAG